Blumeria graminis f. sp. triticale is the source of this 846-nucleotide messenger RNA. Lineage: Eukaryota; Fungi; Ascomycota; Leotiomycetes; Helotiales; Erysiphaceae. The record is from the annotation of a GenBank genome assembly.
AUGCAACACCCUUUUUUCCUUCUUAUAUUAAAAGCAGGAAUGCUCAAGAAUAAAAAUUUGUAUAAUUAUAAUAUGGUCUACCCUGCAGAUCAAGGGGCGUCUAUCCAAUACUUCAGCAAUCGAACUCCGGAAAAGUUUUGGACUCAGAUUGGUGGGAAGUUCCUCCAAGACUUUGAAUACACCAAAUCACGAAUCAAUUACUUUCUUAAUCCAUCCGGACACUACAUCAUGAAAGACAGUCAAGAUUUUCUUGACAGCUACGGUGCUUUUACUCGCGAACUCGAAAGUGAGGACGAAAGGAUAGAAAUCAAAUCCAUUACGAUCAAUAGGCAAGCGGCUUGUGUUGAGGAAUUAAGGCACGCGGGUAGGGGCAGAGCUGUAAGCAUUAGCAGCAUCCUGGAUGGACGUCUUGCACAGUGCAAAAUCAAUCUCAUGAUAGAGCUUAUUCACUCCGGACAGAUCAGGAUUCGGAAGUCGGAAAGCGAUUGUACAUAUGACCCACAGAUCCCGUGCAUUAUAGCAGACAAAACUGUCCCAAUACUUACCAUUGCGGAUGAUUUUCGGAUCCUUGCGUCGGCGAGAAGUCAGGGUAAGAAAGCUUACCUUAUUACUGUUGCUGGCACCCUCAAGGUUAUUUUGCAACAGUCAGAAAAACAACACAUUAUAAUUCCGAGGCUCGGGGAUCAACAGAGUAACGCUAUUUAUGAAUUUUUAGUCAUGCUUUCGAAACAUCGAGUUCCUUCUGAUCCUGUAUUGCAACAGUCAGACGUUGUAGAUUUAUAUACCAGUGCGACGAGCGAUGCAGCUCUCUUGUACCGUUAUUUCAUUGAUGGCGUAAAUUAUUAG